Molecule: messenger RNA, 1272 nt
Organism: Malus domestica (apple)
Lineage: Eukaryota; Viridiplantae; Streptophyta; Magnoliopsida; Rosales; Rosaceae
Source: RefSeq, a predicted model, not a curated record
AUAAUUACAGAUGUAUAUUGUAUACGUAACGUUUGGCUUUAACUAGAUGGAAAGUAUGAGCCAUGGAGGAAGUUUCUCCUUCAGCUGCUCCGAGUCCGACAUGAACUUUUCUUCCCUCUCACAUUUCACCGACGACGAUGAAUCGUACAUCGAAAUAGCGCUUGACCAUCAUCACCAUGAUCAUCCCAAACCAUCAAACCAAGAUGAUGAUGAGGAUGAAGAUCGUGAUCGUGGAGCAUUAGACCAUGCCGAUUACUUGCGCAUAUCGUUUUCGUCUAGUCUUCUCCCGGAGCUCUCCGCCACCACCCUUUCUCCCAAUCACGUCUCUAAGCCUGCUUCUGAUCACCCAAUAAACCAUAUUCCGUCAUCGCCGACAGUAUCAUAUUCUUGCCCGCUCGAUUCUUCUUCCAUGGAAGGCAGUUCUAGGGGUCCGCUAGGAUCGGAUGAGCCUUCAAGGCUCCACAGAAGUACUAGUACAAAAGAAAGACUGCCCAGAGUCAACCGGCUAGUCAACACGCUGCUGUUUGGUCUCCGGUCAUCAUCGGAAUCCCCUACCCCUGCGGACGACGCUGACCUGGAACGGAGCAGAUGGCAUGUGCUUGCAUGAAACUAAUAAAGGAAAGCAUCAAACAAAAGAACCUCAAGAAAAGGUGGCAUCAUGAAGUUGCUCUUCAAGUUCCGAGCCAUGAAUCUUGGAGCCCUGGUAGCUUCAUUUGCAAAACCCCGCCUAGCUGCUUGCGACGAUGACGAUCCUCACCAAUCCCAAAACAUUAAUCGUCGACGAAAGAAUAACAAAUCGAAAGAGAGUGGCAGCAGUACUCUUCCAUGGUCGGUUCAAAAGAAGCAAGGGAAAAGCAGCAGGACCAAGAACUCUUCAGAAGCAGUAGGAGGAGGUGACAAGUCCAGAGUAUUAUUGGAGAUAAACUUGAGCGCAGUUAGAGGGUUUUUAGAAGCUAUAGGAAAUAGCAUGAGCACAGGUGGUACUGGUCGGAAAGAAAGAAGAACAAGGAGCUGCCCAAGUUCUAUUAAGUCCUCCCCAAUGCACCAAGGAUUUACAAUUGAUGACCAUAGUAAUAAAGUGUAUUUUCAUACAAGAGAAACCUCAAUUCAGGCUGCAAUUGCUCACUGUAAAACUUCAUUUGAACAAACAUCCAUGUCCUGAUUAAUUUUGGCUUUUGACGUAUCUACAUGUUUGUUGUAGUGUGGUUUUAGUUUUGGUUCACAUGAAUAUUUUUUUAUGUACAAACUCUUCUAACAAGAUCUUGUUUUCGA